Messenger RNA from Metarhizium album ARSEF 1941, 1197 nucleotides. RefSeq names its product Dor1-like protein. Gene Ontology annotation, biological process: intra-Golgi vesicle-mediated transport; cytoplasm to vacuole targeting by the Cvt pathway. The coding region runs from base 1 to 1197 and encodes 398 amino acids. The transcript has 2 exons. Gene Ontology annotation, cellular component: COG complex. The record is from RefSeq and is a predicted model, not a curated record. NCBI's taxonomy places the organism in Eukaryota, Fungi, Ascomycota, Sordariomycetes, Hypocreales, Clavicipitaceae.
AUGGCAGAGACCCUGAGCGAGCGCCUCCGCGGACAGGGAAAGGCACCAGACGCGACCACACUGUCUUAUCUGACCUACCUGGCGGGACAAUCGGUCGAGUCCAUACGAACUACAGAGCCACAGCGACUAUCACAAACAUCAAAUUCCCUGCUAUUAUCCAUUCAGUCGCUGUCCAAAAAAUCUCAUCGACCCAUUGUCCAAUCAGCAGCGAGUCACACAGCACUGCGCCAGCUGCUUCCCUCGCUGGCAAAAAGAGCGGGCGAAUUGGCGCACACAGUCCCAAGGCUUGACCAGGCGGCAGAACUAUUCUCUUCCGGUGUUGGGAAAUCCAGCGAGAAGAGCAGUCUCAUCGCAGAGAGGAAGAAGGCACUCCGUCUCCUACACAACGGGGAGAGACUGGUCGAUAUGAUGGAGCUCCCACAGCUUCUCAACUCCGCUAUCGCAUCCAGCCCUAUCAGCUACUCAUCCAGUCUCGACCUUUAUGCACAUGUCCGCCGUCUUGCGUCCCUAUAUCCAUACUCAACUCUUGCCACAUCUGUGCUGGACGAAGCAAACUCAGUCAUUAGGCGAAUGGCCAUCGACCUAAUAGCUACACUACAAACCCCCAACCUGAAACUCGCCCCAAGCCUCCGUACGGUGGGCUGGCUCAAACGAAUCAUCCCCGAGCUUGUUGCCACCUCCCAAACAGGGGAAUCACUAUCUGCGAUAUUCCUUGUGUGUCGACUUCGCACAUUAAUUGCCACACUAGACGCACUGGAGCCUUUGAAACAGUUGGCGGAAGAAGAGCGCGUACGGAAAGUAAAGGUAUCCCAGGCUUGGUCUCGGGGCCAGCACACAGAGCGGUAUAUCAAGCGGUUCAUCGAAGUAUUUCGCGAACACAGUUUCGGCAUGGUAUCGGUUUCCAAAAGUGUGGAUGCUAGCUUUCCCCAGACAGAUGGCACAGCCGCUGACCCAGUGUUUCCGCUGCCUUCCGUCCUUGCCAGCUUCCCGCUGCACCUGACAGGCCUUCUGAUGGACACCUUGCGAACAUACCUGCCCGUCGUCAAAGAUCAAGCCGCAAGGGAAAGCAUCAUAACGCAGGUGUUGUACUGUGCUGGAAGUCUGGGUCGACUAGGCGCUGAUUUUGGCCGACUUGAGUCCGUCAUUGGCGAACACAGGACCAGCCAGACUUCGUCCAUCUCGCGAGGCGUGUUUUGA